Messenger RNA from Fusarium pseudograminearum CS3096, 1149 nucleotides. RefSeq lists its product as uncharacterized. Gene Ontology annotation, molecular function: ubiquitin-protein transferase activity. The record is from RefSeq and is a predicted model, not a curated record. Gene Ontology annotation, cellular component: SUMO-targeted ubiquitin ligase complex. The transcript has 2 exons. Bases 1 to 1149 code for a protein of 382 amino acids. NCBI's taxonomy places the organism in Eukaryota, Fungi, Ascomycota, Sordariomycetes, Hypocreales, Nectriaceae.
AUGGCCGAAAACAGUGACGACUUCCUCGAGAUGCUGGACGAUCACCAGUUGAUGGAGCUCGGGGUUGGUCUUGAUUCUCCGGCACCUCAAAACGAUCCCGAGCCGUCUCUAUUUCUUCCCAGCCCUUCAGCACCUCCUGCAAUAUUUGCUCCACGCCUACGCGAACGCAGAAUCGCUCGCACAAGUCCAGGAUACGCGAACGCUCAUCCACAUUCAGGUCGCCCGGCCAGAUAUCCCCGAAGCCGUGCUCCUCUACCACAACACCCCGAUCCCCAUCUGCGCAACAUACUGGCCCCGGAGCCACCUCAGCAAACACCCGUCAUCGACCUCACGGAAGAGCCCGAUUCUCCAGAACUAUCGCGGGCGAGCGCCCUACCAGCACAAGCGGCACAGAAUGUAAGGAAUCCACGCCGAACGAAUUCGCAACGCAUAUCGCCCCCUCAACUAGCAAGAACGGAUGGGACAUUUGUUGGUCGAUCAGCCAACGUGAUUGAUCUUACUGUGGAUUCUCCCGAGGAAGAGCGACCUCCCCGAAAUUAUACACAUCCUAGACGCAUGGUUCCGAGUCCGGACGAUCUGAUUGAAGUUGAAAUAAUAAGCCAGCGACAAAAUCUGAGUUCGAUAUCGAACUAUACCAUUGGGCCUUUCAGGAGAUUGGCUGGCAUUAUGAGUACCGAGAUCAUGUUCAACCCGCCCAAUCUCGAUAUUUCGCGUCCUGCAUUUGCUCGCCAGCCUAGUCCCAAACCACGAAUGCCCACGCCUCCACCAGCCCGCGAAGGCUUCACCCGCAACACCUGCACCGAUCCCGAGAAGGAGUCUGAGAGCGUGGUUAUCUGCCCAGCAUGUAACGAGGAACUGGCCUACGACCCCACAGGAACUGUCACGCAGAGCUCAGUUGGCACUGCGAAAGGAAAGCGCAAGCGAGCGCCUGGAGAGCAUCAUUUUUGGGCUUUGAAGAAAUGCGGCCAUGUCUAUUGUGCCGAUUGCUUCGAAAACAGGAAGCCUACCAAGACGAAUCGCGAUGGUGUGGGCUUCCGAUCCCCAGAUACAAGGCCACCACACGCUGUGGGAAACGAUCUCCGGUGUGCUGUGGACGAUUGUGAUACAAAGGUGUCUGCAAAGACAGAGUGGGUCGGGAUUUUCCUUUGA